CUCUCUCCACAUUCUUUCUUCUCAUUAUUAUUUAUGUUAUGUUUUAAAUCUCAAGUCUAAUCGUUGUUGCAUUAAAUUAUGCGCAUAAUAAUUGUGAGGGAGGAUAAGGACGAGCUGAGAGAUGACUUGAUCAAGACAUUUUCCUUGAGGAAUUGGUUAACUUCCUCCUUUGAUAGUAAUAAGCCUGAUUCCGCGGCAAGCAAUGCUUGAGUAGAAGCUUUCGUCAUUUAAUUGGGUGGGGCUACCUUCUCUCUAUUAAUAAUCGAAAUAUGCUAUGGUCCUGUCUAUUUUUCCAGACAUGCCUAAUGGGUAUAGAUUUGGAAUGUCAUGCGCUACUUACCAAUCCUACCUUGCGUAUUAGACUGGGCAUACGGUGACUCACCGGUUGGAUUCGUAUGAUGUUAAUUCAAUCGAAUUAAUUUAAAACUGCUUUAGCAAUUUUGGCGUAUAAAUCAGGGCACCCUGAUUAUUAUUGUUUAUUAUUGUUGUAUCGUAAUCGUGGGUGGAGUUUGGUCUAGGUUUCGGAAUUGAAGCACGGAAGAGAGAUUAGAUAGUUUUUAGGAAAAUACUUUUAGAAGAAGUAGGAUUUUUAAGGAGUUAGAUAAAUACACACUGCAUGGGACAACUGUGUGUAUAUUGUUGGAUUUGGCUUUGGGGUCUUAUCUGGUUGAACAAAUUAUCGCAACUCUUGACUAUGCAGUUCAGAACACCUAAUUCGAGAGAUCAAAAAGAAUAAUUCUACUUCUGAUUAAACGAAAGUAGGAUUGGGGCUCAGAUUCGUGUGGAAGGCAAACUGUGGUCAGAUUCGCAUGUAAAUUUUUGCAUCGGGUUUGAAGUAUAUGACCCCAUAUUUUAGUGUCUGUAUAUAAUAUACUAUAUAUAAUAAUCAAUGCCAAUUUGUGGCAUUUUAUUUAUUAUAACAAAAUUUGAGAUUUUUCAGCUUUUGGUAUGGUGUAGAAAGGAGCGAGUAGAUUCGCCUCGACAUGAGACACGUGGUGCAAUCGAAGCCGCUAAUGGGGGCCCGACCCAUCUCCCCAUGCCUUUGGGCUCGGCCAAAAAAAUCGGUCAUCACAAGUUAGCGAGGAAAGGAACUGGAAAGGAAUAAUUAGUCGCGUCCUUCCUUUUUCCCUCUCCCUGCUCUGGACACGGAAUAUGCCUUAAUUUACGGAUAUGCCACGACACGUCGCCGUAGUAAAUCCGCUCUCGGUGUCAUGGCAUUGGCGCGUAAUUCCGGGCAACCAACCGAGGGCAAAAGCGGACAUACAAUCUCCUCCGUGAGCCUGCGCGCCGAACGUCCGUUAACGCCACGUGUGGAGAUCGGAGCCUAGUGUAAGCACAAGCAACUGAUACCACGAUACGGUUAAGGAUAAUCCACGCCACGUCGGACUGCCACGUCCGACGGUCCGAAGCUAGUCAGCAUUUUCACUCCCUCUACCCCCCCACAGCCCACAGGGCCUUCACAACCCCCCGGCGUACCCCAUUAUUUUUCCCCUCCUUUAAAACCCCCCUCCCCGCUUCUUCCCUUCAUCGUCCCGUCCCAUCCCAUCCCCUCCCCUCCCCUCCCCUCUCACCGAAGCUCGCUACCCCAAUCUCGAAUUGAAGAGAAGCCAAAGCAUCUAAAUUUUCCUUCUCCAACACGACUUCACGCGAGGAACCCCUCCCCCGCUGCAACGAAAAGCUACUCGCUUUUCGAGGAUCGGAAGCGAUUCCCAUUCCUUUUCCCCCUCUCUCUUCCUCUCUCUCUCUCUCUCUCUCUCUCUCUCUCUCUCCCUCUCGCGCGCGCGCGGGCGCUGCGUAGCUGGGAGGAGAGGAACCCUUCCAUGGAUCGUCGGUUUCUGAUUCCGAUGAAAGCGAUCGCAGCGGAGGAGGAUGGCGUGUUGAUGGCGUAAUGACUUCUCUUCCGCGAUCGAAGCCUUCGCCUUUCCUCUUUUCGCAAUCGAUUCCUUUGUCCCGAUUUUGAUUUUUUUUUUUUUUUUUUUUUAAGCUGUCGCUUUAAAUUCCGCCCGAUAUAGUAGUAAUCGAAGUAGGGUUCGUAGGACUAAUAGGCUUUCGGGAAUAAUCUAGCUAGCGAUCUGAUCGAUCCUCUCGCAUUCGAUCUCCGAUUGCGCCAUCUCUGCCUCGAUUUCCCGAUCCCCUCCGAUCGUGUAUUUAGUGUUUCUCAGGGUUUUGGGGCUAGAAAUGGAGUGGUAGCGGUCGGUCUCCCCAUUCUAUUCUUUGAGCUGAAGAGAGAGAGAGAGAGAGAGAGAGCGAAGCCUUUGGGUUUUUCGGUGUAGGAAUCAUGCCGUUUCCUAUGAAGAUCCAGCCGAUCGAUCCGAACGGGGCGAUCCGAGCCGCCGAUCACGCGAAGCCCGCCCCGAAAUCGCGGCUGAAGCGCCUCUUCGAGCGGCAGUUCCCCGGCGUGCUCCGGAACUCCUCCGCGGAGAGGCUCCCCGGCGCCGGAGACGGGAGGGAGAGGGAUCGGGACGGGUUCGAUCACGAGCCGAGCUCCGUGUGCCUCGACAAGAUGGUGCGGAGCUUCAUGGAGGACACCGAGAAGCCCUCGCGGUGCGGCCGCAGCCGCUGCAACUGCUUCCACGGCACCUGCGACGAGGUCAUCAAGGGUUUGGCGGUGUGCACGAGCGUGGCGGAGAGGAACCUCCUAGCCGACGUUUCGAGCAUCGCGGAGAAGCACAAGAGCUGCAGGCGAAAGGACGAGCUCCGCCGCCUCGUCACCGACGGCCUCCGCUCCGCGGGCUACGACGCCGCCGUCUGCCGCUCCCGCUGGGACAAAACCCCCUCCUUCCCCGCCGGGGAGUACGAGUACGUGGACGUCGUGGUGAGGGGCGGCGCGGGGGAGGAGCGGCUGAUCGUGGACGUGGACUUCAGGUCGGAGUUCGAGAUCGCGCGGUCGACGAAGAGCUACCGCGCGGUGCUCCAAUCCCUGCCGUCCAUCUUCGUCGGGAAGGGCGACCGGCUCCAGCAGAUCGUGGCCGUCGCCUCCGAGGCGGCAAAGAUGAGCCUCCGCAAGAAGGGCCUCCACUUCCCCCCCUGGCGCAACCCCGAGUACAUGCGCUCCAAAUGGCUCUCCCCCUUCGACCGCACCUAUUGUACCACUCCUCCCUCAUCCCCUCCCACAUCCCCUCCACCUCCACCUCCACCACCUCCACAGCAGCAGCAGCAUCAGCAACAACCACAACCACCCUUGAUCAUCGAGGCUGAGGAGGAGGGGGAUGACGAGGAGGAGCACGCUACGGCGCCGUGGGAGCCGCCGGAGGUGAAGCCGAAGGAAGAGGCGGCGCGGCGCGGGGCGAAGGUCGUCACCGGACUGGCGUCCGUGCUUCGGGACAUCCCCUGAUCUCUCCGGAUUUUUGUCUUCUUUUUUUUUAUAUAUUUAUAUUAAUAGCUUUAUUUUUCUAUUUUCGAGUUUUCUGUUUCUUUCCUUUCCGUUUUUAAGAGGAAAUUUAAGAUAUGCGAAAAGAGAAAAAAUUUUACUACUUUUCUUUUUGGUUUAUUAUACUUUUUCCCUUUUUGUUUUCGGGCUUUCUUUUCUUUGAAGGAGAGACUCCGCUCGAUUUGAAUAGUCCUAUAGUCCCAUAUAGAGCUUGGAAAUAGCAGCAACAAGAUAUAAUAAAAUCACUGUAACAAAUAGUUCUGCCUUUUUUCUUCUUUUUUUUUCCUCCCUUUUUUUUUCCUUUUUUGUUUUUGUAAUAAUAAUAAUGAAUAAUCUGUCUAUCAACUGGUACUCAUCCAUAGUUUCAUUUUCCGUUAUUAUUA
Molecule: messenger RNA, 3753 nt
Organism: Ananas comosus (pineapple)
Lineage: Eukaryota; Viridiplantae; Streptophyta; Magnoliopsida; Poales; Bromeliaceae
Exons: 3
Coding region: 2279-3334 (351 amino acids)
Source: RefSeq, a predicted model, not a curated record